AAAAAGAGAAGGAAAGAAAGAAAGGCCCUGGUUCCCUCCUUAAUUUUCUCUCCCAUUUUCUUUUCACGCUCGUUUCUCUCCUUGCUUCAUAGAGAAUUUCCCUCGUAUCUUUUGCCGCAUGCCUCUCAUAUUUUCCUGAGCUUUCUCGCCAACCAAACAGGCCUUUACUCUGGAUCUCCUUGCAUCAUAGGUUUCCCUUGUUAUUUCACUACUGCAUUUCUUUCCCGCGAACUUCUCUGCAAAUCACAGCUCGUCUUCUUGUACAAUUCUCAGUUCCCGCUCUUCUAGACCGAGAAACAGAGCCAUAUAUAUAGAGAGAGAGAAAGAGAGAGAGAGAGGGAGAUAAGUGAAGAACAAGGAGUUUUUAGAGGGGAAAAAGAAUUUUUUUUUUUUUAAAAAAAAUUGAAUUGUUGAAAUUGAAUGGCGGAAAUUGGAGCGAAAUGGAGGGUUUUGAGAUCGGUAUUGAUGAUAUCUUCGAGUUUUGUAUUGGCAUCAAUGAUUGCUUCAGCUGAAAGAAGCUUGAAACAGAAAUCAUCAACCUAUACCCCGACUGAAUCAUCAGAAUCGGCUUAUAUUUCACAGUUUGUGAAUUUCUUAUGGCAAUCCAAUCGAUCGGGUUACCAACAUGUUUGGCCUGAAAUGAAAUUUGAUGUGAGGAUUGUUUUGGGUACCAUAAUUGGAUUCUGUGGAGCAGCAUUUGGGAGUGUGGGUGGUGUUGGUGGUGGUGGAAUAUUUGUUCCUAUGCUCAGUCUAAUUAUCGGGUUUGAUCCAAAAUCUGCGACUGCACUCUCAAAAUGUAUGAUCAUGGGUGCAGCAACUUCAACUGUUUACUACAAUCUUAGGCUAAGGCAUCCUACACUUGAUAUGCCCAUCAUUGACUAUGACUUAGCGCUGCUUGUCCAACCAAUGCUCAUGCUGGGUAUUAGUAUUGGUGUUGCUUUCAACGUGGUUUUUGCCGACUGGAUGGUCACAGUUCUACUAAUUAUUCUCUUUGUAGUCACAUCAACUAAGGCCUUUUUCAAGGGUGUUGAUACAUGGAAGAAAGAAACCAUUAUGAAAAAGGAGGCUGCUAAGCGUCUGGAGGCAAAUGAAGGAGCAGAAUACAAGCUUCUUCCUGGCGGCCCAAACAAUGGCAACCAAAAUGUGACCAAGGGUUCUUUAGAGCCAGAGGCCAGUAUAAUUGAGAAUGUUUGCUGGAAGGAACUUGGGCUUCUCAUUUUUGUUUGGGUUACAUUCCUUGCACUGCAGAUCGCCAAGACUCAUACAGUCACUUGUUCAACAGCAUAUUGGAUCUUGAACUUGUUACAGAUCCCAGUUUCUGUUGGGGUAACUUUGUAUGAGGCAAUCAGCCUGUACAGGGGACACAAAGUGAUUGCAUCAAAAGGAGAGGAUGGAACUAACUUCCAUGUACACCAGCUGGCUUUGUACUGCUUCUGUGGUGUUGUAGCUGGUAUGGUUGGUGGACUGCUUGGAUUAGGUGGCGGAUUUAUUUUGGGUCCACUAUUUUUGGAGCUGGGAGUUCCUCCUCAGGUUUCAAGUGCCACGGCCACCUUCGCAAUGACCUUCUCUUCAUCAAUGUCUGUCAUAGAAUAUUACCUUCUAAAACGGUUUCCGAUUCCCUAUGCUCUCUACUUCAUGGCUGUGGCAACUAUUGCUGCUUUAAUUGGGCAACAUGUUGUAAGAAGACUGAUCAUCAUACUGGGAAGGGCAUCUUUGAUCAUCUUCAUUCUGGCUUUCACGAUCUUUGUGAGCGCAAUCUCACUAGGUGGCAUUGGCAUAGUGAACAUGAUUGGGAAGAUUCAGCGACAGGAAUACAUGGGUUUUGAGAACCUCUGCAAGUACGAUGCUUAGUUUCUCAUCUUACUUCCCCGCCUUGGAAACCAACAUUUUUAUAGGAUUCCCUGUUGUUAUAAAUCAGCCUCCUUAGUACACAAAUGUUGGCCUUAUGCCAUUCUUGCCCUUUGUAGGAUGAACUGUAACUUGCAUUGAUUCUGUUACAUAAAAUAUUCCAGUGCAGCUAUAGGUAAAGCUAUAAAAGGGUGUUUUAAUCUCUUAUUAUGUUUA
This is a messenger RNA of Camellia sinensis, 2064 nucleotides long. RefSeq names its product sulfite exporter TauE/SafE family protein 3. Lineage: Eukaryota; Viridiplantae; Streptophyta; Magnoliopsida; Ericales; Theaceae. Gene Ontology annotation, cellular component: membrane; Cul4A-RING E3 ubiquitin ligase complex. The record is from RefSeq and is a predicted model, not a curated record. Gene Ontology annotation, biological process: protein ubiquitination.